Messenger RNA from Mercurialis annua (annual mercury), 1427 nucleotides. RefSeq lists its product as uncharacterized. The record is from RefSeq and is a predicted model, not a curated record. NCBI's taxonomy places the organism in Eukaryota, Viridiplantae, Streptophyta, Magnoliopsida, Malpighiales, Euphorbiaceae. The transcript has 7 exons. Bases 190 to 1038 code for a protein of 282 amino acids.
GCGUUGUAUUGUGAAACUUGGAACAAGAACAUCGUCAAAUCAGACCAAAGUUGAUGAAUGAAAAUUUAAACUCAGCUUAACGACAUGAAAACAAAUCACCAAACAAACAAUUCACAAAACCAGUAUUUUCAUUAUCUCUCUCUUAAUUUCUAGAGAGAGAAAGACGAAAGUGUCACCGGAGAGGAAGAAAUGGGAUGGAUAAUCGGAAACAAAGAGGUAGAGAUAAUGAAUUUAGGAAGAGGCGGAGGCGGCAAAAUUAAGAGAAAUUAUCUUCAGAUAUGGCUAAUUGCAGUUUUAUUUUGGGUUUUGCUAAUGUUAGCCACGCCCAAAAUCCCGCUAUCUCAUAAUCAUCACCAUCUAUUUGCUGAUAUGCGUAAUCUAAUUGGAGUGCCUAAUACUUUGAAUGUUAUCACCAAUUUUCCGUUUCUUGUUGUGGGUGUUGUGGGUUUUGUUUUAUCUCUGCAAGGAUCGUUUUUAAAUAUACAUUUAAGAGGAGAAGUUUGGAGUUGGGCUGUGUUUUAUGGAGGAAUUAUAGGUGUUGCUUUUGGGUCUGCUUAUUAUCAUCUCAAGCCUGAUGAUGGUAGAGUCAUGUGGGAUAUUUUACCGACGAUGAUAGCAUAUUCUUCGCUUUUCUCUGGUUUUAUUGUAGAAAGAGUUGGGAGGCGAAUCGGAUUUUGUUGUCUUUUUGGACUUCUUUUUGUAAUUUUGAUCACCACAGCAUAUGCAAGAAUAUUUAAUGACCUUCGGUUGUGCAUGAUGUCCCAGCUGAUUCCCUGCAUAGCCAUACCGGGCAUGACAUUUUUGUACCCACCGAAAUAUACACACUCAACUUAUUGGCUUUGGGCAGCAGGUUUUUCCCUUCUAGCCAAGUUUGAAGGCGCUCUUGACAAAAAGAUAUACCGUGCAACUCAUUACUUUAUUAGUGGCCACUCCUUGGAGCACUUAUGCUCAGCAAUGGUUCCUGUUUUAUUGACUAUCAUGCUCAUGCAUAGAAAGAUAAACACUCAGAGAUUAGGUGACAUCAAAGAGCGUCUGUGAGGAGAGUAGAGAGACAGAAGGAAAUUCAAGUGACACCAUCCACCGUCAGCUGAAAAAGUCCGUGUAGGAGGAGCCGGGAGGUGGUACACGCUGCAAAUGAUCUGUCAUUGUAUCAUUCAUUAAAAGGCUUCCAAGCAACUAGAUGAGUCAUACUCCUCUUAUAAAUUUCUUACGUUCAAAAUCCUUGAUGAUUACAUUCAUUCUUUUGAAAGGCUGUGUGAACCAAAAAUGAAAUUUUACAGGAGUGCCAUUUAGAUUAUAGAUCUAUUUUCGUCAUUGACAACAAUCAAUAACAAUACAUGAGGUGUUGUUGUAGCUUAGUGAAUUGAAAUUUAGUUUUUUUCUUUUUUAACUAAUUGAAAUUUAAUAGAUUCUGUUUAUUUUGAUAA